UAAAAAAAGAUUUAGUCAUAUAACAACCAGGAAACAAUCUGGUCAAUAAGAUUCGGCGCAAAAAAAUCUAAAGUGACAUUAUGGAAUUGGAGACACUCGUUGAGUUUCACGUAAAUGGCGUUAAAAGUCAAGUGGACGCGUCAAAUUUUUCAUCGGGCACCACCCUGAAUACUUAUCUGCGUGACCACCUGCUGCUAACGGGUACCAAAAAGAUGUGCGAAGAAGGUGGUUGUGGUGUGUGCGUCGUUGCGGUUACCAUCUGCGGAGAUACCAAAAUCAGAGCUGUAAAUUCCUGUCUGGUGUCGAUAUUUUCUUGCCACGGAUGGCACAUCUAUACCAUCGAAGGACUAGGUAAUUCGGAACGCAGAAAUGUUAUCCAAGAGGCCUUAAUACGAUUUAACGGGAGUCAGUGUGGGUACUGCACACCCGGUAUGGUAAUGAACAUGUACGCCCUGCGAUAUUCGUCGGAAAAUCUAACAAUGAAGACCGUGGAGAAUUCAUUUGGAGGAAACAUAUGCCGUUGUACGGGAUACAGACCGAUUCUGUCCGCGUUCAAGUCCUUGUGUGACGACGCAACGGCAGAUUUGAAAGCGUGCCUGACAGAUAUAGAAGAUUUACGAAGCUGUAGCGAAACUAAUACCGUAACUCGUGGCUGCCAUAGCAAGGCAAGGUCGCCGUUUUACUUUCUUCCAUCUGGCGAAACCUGGAUUAAAGUUUUUGAAUUAAACGACUUGUUGCAAGUUAUGAGAACUUUCAGCGAGUCCGAUAAAGGAGAUAACGGGCGUAGUUACGCUUUGUUUGCCGGCAAUACUGCCAAGGGUGUCUAUAAAAAUAAAAGUGCCAUUAACGUCUCUGUCGACAUAUCCAAUAUAACCGAGUUGGUGGGACAUCAACUUAAUGAAAACACCCUCGUGCUUGGGGCAAACAUUACCCUCACGGAUACAAUGGCGAUAUUACUAGCCACGGCGAAAACCAGCCGGGGGUACAAAUAUCUGGAAAAAUUAGCCGACCAUAUCGAUCUCGUGGCAAAUGUACCAGUAAGGAAUAUCGGCACAUUGGCCGGGAACUUGAUGAUGAAACACCAGCAUAAAAGCUUCCCGUCAGAUAUUUUUUUAAUUCUCGCCGCUGUCGAUGCACGAUUGGAAAUCGUCGAUUACAACAACAAAACAUAUCACCUAACGGCGGAACAUUUUCUGGCAACCGACAUGUCAAACAAAAUCAUCCACAAAAUACACUUACCUGUAUUGGACAACACCUAUAAAUUCGAAAGUUACAAGAUCAUGCCCAGAAAGCAAAACGCACAUGCGCUGGUGAACGCUGGUUUUCUUUUAAAAUUAAGCGCCGACUAUACCGUCGAAUCGGCUCGCAUAGUAUUUGGCUGUAUCAACGAGAACUUCGUCCGGGCUAUCCACACCGAAACGUAUUUGAAAGGAAAACCUAUAUUCGACAACGAAGUGCUGCAAAUAGCUUUCCAAAAAUUGGACGAAGAACUAAUCUGCGACCACGCGGAGCCUGAUUCGCAGCCAAAAUUUAGAAAUCGUCUAGCUAUUUCUCUGUUUUACAAGUAUGUUCUGAGUAUAGCACCGAUACAGAUCAUUUCUCACUCCCACAAAUCUGGGAGAUCUGUUCUCGACAGACCGGUAUCCAGAGCUACGCAAGACUAUGAAACUGAAGAGUGCUUGUAUCCAUUAGCCAGAAGCACUUCUAAAAUCGAAGCUAAAUAUCAAGUUACUGGUGAAGCUGAGUACGUUUUAGACAUGCCCAACUUACCAAAUCAAUUAUUCGCUGCAUUCGUACUAGCACAAGCUACUCCAGGGUCCCGGAUUAUCAAAUGUAAUCCUGACAAAGCAUUGAAACUAAAAGGUGUUAAGGCAUUUUUUGAUAAGAGCUCCAUCCCGGGAAAAAAUUAUUUCGGAAAAUUCAUGGCACCUCCUGUGAACUCCACAGAUCCUCCCCCUCCACCCGUAGAGGAAGAGCUGUUUUGUAGUGGUAAAGUGCUGUAUCACUCCCAACCAAUAGGAAUCGUAGUAGCGACUUCGCAAAUGCUAGCUCAACACGCUGCCGAGCUAGUGGAAAUUAGCUAUGCCAAUGCUUCAGAAAAACCAUUCGUUACCAUCCAAGACGUUCUAGAGAGAGGGAAUACUGGAAAAAUUCAGGAAGCUAAUAUUAUCCUACCAAGUCGUAAAGGGACUAGUGUAAUUAAUGAAAUUUGUGGCAAGUACAACAUGUCCUGGCAGUACCAUUUUCAUAUGGAAACCCAAUGCUGCAAUGCAGUACCCACAGAAGAAGGCUUGCAUUUGUAUCCAACAACGCAAUGGAUGGACCUUUGUCAAAGGUCUGCUGCAACGGUCUUGAAUAUUCCAGUCCACAAGAUAGAUGUGUCGGUGAAAAGGUUGGGUGGGGGGUUUGGUGCGAAAAUCGCUAGGAUCGCAAUGGUAGCUUCUGCAGCUGCCAUCGCAGCGCAUUUGUUGAAGAAACCAGUCAAACUGUGGAUGCCUUUGGAGACAAACAUAAGCGUGAUGGGUAAAAGGUACCCCAUAUUGAGCCAUUACAAGGUAGGUGUUGACGAGACGGGUCUAAUACAGUAUCUUGAAAAUGAGUUUUAUUAUGAUCACGGGUGUGGGGGCAACGAGCAAUGCUUGAUGCUCCUUCUUGACAUUUACACGGGAGUGUAUAAAUACGACACUUGGCAAAGCAAUGCCAAGUUGACUACCACAGAUACUGCAGCUAAUGCUUACACCAGAGCACCAGGUAGCCUGGAAGGAUUCGGCAUGAUAGAAUCGAUCAUGGAACACGCCGCUAUGGAAAUCGGCAUGGACCCUUGGGAGUUCAAAGUAAAAAAUAUCGACCCCAAACAUAAUCAACUUAAAGAACAUAUCAAUGAUUUUAUCCAAUGGGCGGAAAUCGACAAGAGACGUAAGGAUAUAACGAAGUUUAACCAGGAAAACAACUGGAAGAAAAAGGGCCUUUCGAUAUCCCCAAUGAUAUACCCAUUCGAGCUGUGGUUUGCUUAUGAAGCAAUAGUUUCAAUUUAUCACGCCGAUGGAACAGUAUCGAUUGCCCAUGGUGGGGUUGAGGUGGGUCAAGGUAUAAAUACCAAGGCAGUUGAAGCAUGCGCUUACAAGUUGGGAAUACCGAUAGAAAAAAUAAACGUCAAAUCGAGUAAUACCCUAAUAGCCCCCAAUUCUCAUAUGACCGGAGCAAGCAUUGCGAGCGAAGGUGUAUGUUGGGCGAUAAUGAAAGCAUGCGAUAUUCUAUUAGAACGUAUGGAACCGAUUAAGAAAAAGAUGGCAGCAGCUUCGUGGGAAGAAAUCGUUGAGAAAUGCUACGAGGAAAUGGUCCAUUUGUCUGCUUCCUCCAUGUGUCAAGCGCACAAGGAAACUGAACUCUCCAAAUACGAUGUUUAUGCAAUCGGUGCUUCAGAAAUCGAACUAGAUGUGUUGACUGGUCAAUACAACGUAACUCGGGUGGAUAUUCUGGAAGAUGCCGGUGACAGCAUGAAUCCUGGGAUAGAUAUUGGACAAGUCGAAGGCGCGUUCGUAAUGGGAUUGGGGUACUUUACGACUGAAAAAAUCAUAAUGGACGAAGACGGGAGAAUUUUGACGAAUAACACUUGGAAUUAUAAGCCUCCAGGCGUUAAGGAUAUACCGAUCGAUUUUAGAAUCAAAUUUCCGAAGAACAGUCCUAAUAAAAUGGGAGUAUUAAAAUCUAAAGCCACCGGAGAACCGCCAAUUUGUUUAGCGGUGACGGUUCCUCUCGCGAUUAGGCAAGCAGUGGCCUCCGCACGAAAAUACUUUGAUCCAGAUACUCCGACGUGGUAUCCAUUUGAUGGUCCGUCCAGCGUUGAAAACACGUUUACCAAUUGUUUACAAGAUUAUAAAAAAUACACUUUGUAACAAAUUGAUAGAAAUAUAUACUCAUUGCAAAUUUAUAAAGUAAUUUUCAUUUUAAACAGUGGUGGAAAAAUAGAGAUGAAUAUCAAAUUACUGAAAAUAGUUUUAUAAACAGGUAC
This is a messenger RNA of Cylas formicarius (sweet potato weevil), 4012 nucleotides long. Its product is annotated as xanthine dehydrogenase-like. The coding region runs from base 81 to 3896 and encodes 1271 amino acids. The record is from RefSeq and is a predicted model, not a curated record. Gene Ontology annotation, molecular function: 2 iron, 2 sulfur cluster binding; iron ion binding; FAD binding. Lineage: Eukaryota; Metazoa; Arthropoda; Insecta; Coleoptera; Brentidae. The transcript has 22 exons.